Messenger RNA from Closterium sp. Yama58-4, 702 nucleotides. The record is from the annotation of a GenBank genome assembly. NCBI's taxonomy places the organism in Eukaryota, Viridiplantae, Streptophyta, Zygnematophyceae, Desmidiales, Closteriaceae.
AUGUUACAACUCGCAACGACUUUGGCGACGGAAUCGCCUGAACAUAAAGCCGCGCGAAUGGCUGCGAAGAAGGCGCAGAAAGAGGAGCAGCAGAAACGGCAUGCGGCCAUGCAGGCAGCGAGGGAGAAGAAGAAGGAAGAGCAGGAAGAGCGCAAAGAGGCGAAAGCUGCGAGGGAUGCAGCGAAGAAAUCCGGGUCGCCUUCUUCGCCACCGAAACCACCCAAGUCGCCCAAGUCACCUCCCAAGAAGUCGCCAUCUCCAUCUGUACCGCCCAAGAAGUCACCGUCACCGUCCCCUCCGAAAUCUCCCGUCAAGACGACAACACCAACUCCUUCCACGCCAAAGCCAACUACUCCGUCAACUCCGUCGACUCCAUCAAAGGGUUCCGUCAACCCUGCUGACGUGUCCGUCAUCGCGAAUCUCGAGGCAGCGUCAACGUUAACGGCGGACGCGGCCGAUUUGCUGACGCCCAAACACCAGUACUAUGCGAAUCUGAAGAGCACCGAGCAGGCUCUUAAGAACGCGGUGAUCUUAAUCAACCAGGGACAGCGCGCGCUAGUGGCGACGCAGGUUGAUAAUUCCGUCGCGACACUUAACGGCGUGUCGGUGAUGCUUAACAAAGUGACGUACAAAGACGCGUUGGACCUUAUCACUCAGGCGAAAACCAAGGCUACAACCGCCAAAACGGACUUUAAGCCGUGA